Molecule: messenger RNA, 5057 nt
Organism: Lethenteron reissneri (Far Eastern brook lamprey)
Lineage: Eukaryota; Metazoa; Chordata; Hyperoartia; Petromyzontiformes; Petromyzontidae
Product: protein AF-10-like
Biological process (GO): regulation of transcription by RNA polymerase II
Cellular component (GO): nucleus
Molecular function (GO): histone binding; nucleosome binding
Source: RefSeq, a predicted model, not a curated record
UCCUCCGCCGCCCCCCACGUGUCCGCCUGGCCCAAGAGGCCACUGUCACCAUUGUGGGGGCAAUGCCGGCGCGGCCUCUCGCCCUGCGUGGCGGCGAGGGUUUAAACUCCACCCGCUCCUCUCUGUCUCUCGCUGUCUCUCGCUGUCUCUCUACUACGUCGGUGUAGGUCGAUGAUGAGUGUGGUUGUGUACGUGGCUCCUCGAGCGAGACUUGCCCGCGUGUUGCCGCGUUCGUUUCUCGGCGCCGUCCCGAUGCGCCGCCGCCGCCGCCGCUGCUGCUGCUACUGCUGCUCCUCCUCUCUCGACUUUUUUCUGCGUCUUAUUUUCUGCUUCCGUGUUUCCGUGCGUUUCUUUCAACGCGCGUCUGUGUGGCUUACACCUCGUGAGUGUGCCCCUGUGUGUGUGCGCGCCUCGCUGUCGCGCCGUGUCUCUCUGUAUACCUGCGUGUGUGACUGCUUGUCUCUGCGUUCCGCCGUGUUUUAAUGCCUUUCCCUCCGCAUUGCCAUGUGCGUGUGACGUUGUCAAUGUCCAGCCUGUUUUUGUUUCAAUCUGCGCGCGCGUGACACUGACUGACUGACUGCGUGCUGCUGCGUUGACACUGUUGUUGUUGUUGUGGUUGUUGUUGUUGUUCUCUGUCUCUUCUCGUGCCUCUUAGCGGUUGGACCGCGUCGGCACGGACGCGGCGGCGGCGGCGGGAGGAGGAGGAGGAGGCGGACACGACAGCUGCGCUGGCGGCGCAGGCUGCGCUGGUGGUGGCGGUGGCGUCUGGACGGGGCCCGCGCUUGGCUUAUUGGGCCCGAGCGCGAUGAAGGAGAUGGUCGGCGGUUGCUGUGUGUGCUCUGACGAGCGAGGCUGGGCUGAGAACCCGCUCGUGUAUUGCGAUGGACACGGCUGCAGCGUGGCCGUGCAUCAAGCUUGUUACGGGAUAGUGCAUGUCCCCACGGGGCCGUGGUUCUGCCGAAAGUGUGAGUCGCAGGAGCGAGCAGCGCGAGUGAGAUGUGAGCUUUGUCCACAUAAGGAUGGAGCAUUGAAGAGGACGGAUAACGGAGGCUGGGCACACGUGGUGUGUGCGCUAUAUAUUCCUGAGGUUCAGUUUGCCAAUGUGUCCACCAUGGAGCCCAUAGUACUCCAGUACGUGCCUCACGAUCGCUACAAUAAGACGUGCUACCUGUGCGAAGAGCAAGGGCGCGAGAGCAAGGCGGCCACGGGCGCCUGCAUGACCUGCAACAAGCAUGGGUGCCGGCAGGCUUUUCAUGUCACAUGCGCGCAGAUGGCCGGCCUGCUGUGCGAGGAGGAGGGAGUGGGGGCCGACAAUGUCAAGUACUGUGGCUACUGCAAGUACCACUACAGCAAGAUGAAGGGGCGCCCGGCUGGACGGAGUGCGUUUGAUGCCGGGCUCGGCGAGGCUGCGUCGCACUCUCAGGAAAAACACGAGCGCGACAAGAAGGGAGGCACGUUGGGUCAAUCCGGAUCCCAGCCCGGCUCAUUACCCGUUCCGUGUUUGCAGAAGAAUCGAGAGAAGGAAAAGCAAAAGAGGCAUAAACGAGUGGGGGAGCCGAGCCCCCUACUGCCUUCCCUCACCGUCACCACUGAGAAGACGUACACCAGCCCGAGUGGCGCCUUCCUGAACGCGUCGCUCAAGCGCCUAGACGACCCGACUUCUCGAUUCACCCAUGCCAACUUCAAGGAGGUGCCGGUGCACUCUGGCACCGGCAGUGAGGGCUCCGAGGGCAAAGGUCAGGAUGGCAAGAAGAAGAAACUGCCCCAUGGCUCGGGGCAGAAGGGAAAGAAAGGCGGCAGUGGCGCCGUCAAGUCGGUAAGCCUCGUGCAGUCAGCCCAGGAGCUGCUGGGCUACGUGGACCUCAACACGCACAAGGACGGUUACGCGCCGGCGAGCGGCCUCAAAGGAUCCGGCCAGGGCUCCGGCGCCACUCGCGAUGGCCCCAAGGCCAUGGAUGGUGCCUGCCAGGACCCCGCGGCGGUCCAGAGCAAGGCCGCGCUCGGCGGCUCGGCCGCUCCGCCUCCGCCGCCGCCACUGCCUCCGCCGCCCCCGUCGUUGUGCGCGCCGGCCCCCACCGCAUCGCCACCGAGGCUCUACGAGAAGGCCUACGAGCACUCGUCGCCCCCCAAACUAUACGAGAAGGCCUACGAGGAGUACGUCAUGAGUGGCUUCAGCACCGUGGCUGGGAAGCGUUCGCACCCCUGCUCGUCCGGAAAAGACGAGUCGGGCCCCGGCUGGGAGAACAAGCGCAAGGCGAGCAAGAAGGCCAAGCCUUCGGUGGGCCUCGCCAGGGCCGCAGCCGCGUCGGUCGGUGGGCCCGGGGGGGCGCCACCACCCGCCGCCGCCGCCGCCGCCUCGUCGAUCGCCAGUGCCGCGACGUGCCCCGGAGGCGGCGCCGUUAGCGGAGGUGCGGCGGGGCCCCCCGCGCUGGACGGGCUGGCGACAGGUGGUGGAGUAGGAGGUGGCGGCGGUGGCGGGGGAGGAAGGGCUGGCGGCGCAGGGCGGCCCGACGCCUUGCCCACGUCCUCGCGCCUAUCGAGCUCCUCCAACUCUUCGUCGGCGUCCUCGGUGGCGUCGUCGACGAGCAGCGCUUGCGGUUCGAGCGCCAAGUCGCCGUCGUCGCAGCGCAACGGCAGCUUCCACAGCAUGAGGGCAGCGAGCGCCUCCCCUCCCGGCUCGUGUUCGCACAGCCCGCCUCCGCCUGGUCUGCCUGCCUCGGGUGGUUUCCUGAGUGGGGACGCACCACCGUCCCUGCAGAGCUCAGGGGGGCCCUCUCCUCUGUUUCCGUCGGCGCUGGCCCAGCCGCACCUACCCACGCUGCCCCCAUUGCAGUUUUCCUCGCCCGCUUUCCCACCAACGCUCUCCACACAGAGUGGAGGGUGUCUGCGGUCUCCCCAUGGUCUGGCACCGGCUCAUCUGUACGGGAGUCCCCUCAGUACGGCCACCAACGUGGCCGCCCUGCCCACCAUUACACCCGCCGCCGAAACAAGCGCCCUGGACGACAAGGCAGUGGACAGCUCUGACUCGAGGCUACAUAAAAAGAGCGUCGCGUCGCACAACAGCGCCCCAUCUUUUCUGCAGACGUCCGACAUGCAAGUGCGCUUCGACGCCGCUCCGAGCGCUCCCUCCGGGCGCUACGAUGUCCCGCAGCCUGGCCUGUCCGUGCGCUACGAGCCGGGCCACCUGGGGCCCGGGAUGGGCCGCUUCGACCAGGCCCUGGGAAACACGCCGAACCGCUUUGACCUGGGCCAGGCAGGCAUGGGCAUGGGCCCUGGCCCUGCCGGGCUGGAGGCUGCCCAGCAACCAACACCCACCAGCAUCGAGCAGCUCUUGGAGCGGCAGCUGAACGAGGGGCAACACUUCCUGAUUGAGCAAGCCGCUCCGCCUGAUGUCAUAGGCUACUUGCGGGGCCUGCACCGGCUGCAGACGGAGAACCGUCGUCUCGAGGAGCAGAUCCGCAUGCUGACGGCGCGACGCGAACGCCUCAUGCUGCUCAGCAGCCAGCUCGCUCUGCCGCUGGGGCACGCUGAUCAGCAGUGCAGCAGGAAGACUCCGCCGGGUGGUGCCGGGUUUCACAUGGACGGGUCGCUCACCAUGUCUGCCGCUGAGUCGGGCUCGGGCACCCCUCUGUCCGUACCAAGCAGCUCCCCUCUCCUCCCGGGCGCCUCCCUCACCCCGGCCGGAGUGGCCGGCGUUCUGCACCAGCAGCAGCAGCACUCACUGCCUGUCGCCUCCGGCAUGCUCGGCAUGCAACAGCAGCAGCAGAAAGGAGCAGCCAUGCCCACCCUGACGCCAGCUCAAGGGGCGGCGUGCGUGCCCACGGGAAUGCUCGUGCACCCUCAGGGCCCUGGCAGCAGCAACUCCAUACCAAGUCUGGUUGUACAGCAGUCGCCACAGCAGCAGCAGCAACAACAGAGCCUGGGGAUGCAGCAGUCGCUCAGCUUGCAGCAGCAUAACACCGUUGGAAUGCCGUCGAUGAGCGUGCAGCAGCAGCAGCAGCAGCAUCAGGGCGCCGGACUGACGGGUGUGCAGCAGCAGGUGGCAGCUGGUGUCGGCGCGAUGCAAGGCGGCGCCGGCAGGAUGUUAAGCGGCCUCCCCGGCAGCCAAAUCUCAAUCAAUGGACUCGUGGGGGCACUCAACAGCGUCGUGCAGACGCCAGCGGCAGCGCCCAUGGGGCAAAACUCGAGCCCCAACCACCCCACGCUGGGCCUUUCGAUGCCCAGCAGCCUCGGCAACAGCAUCUCUGGGCUCGCCCUGCUGCAAGACCAGCAGCGCCAGAUUUUGAUGCACCAACAGCAAUCCUUCCACCAACUCCUGGGAGACCAGCUCUUCACACAGGAUCCUCAGCAACUGAUGUACCACCUCAUGCAGCAGCAGCACCAGCAGCAACAGCACCAGCAGCAACAGCAGCACCAGCAGCAGCACCAGCAGCAGGGCCCCAGCAACGCCGCCUCUCACGAGCAGCACCUGGCGGGGGGCCCAUCGUGCACGCUGCCCCCCCUGGGCGGCACCCCUGUGCCCGUCUCUGCUCCUGGCCAGGCAAACCCCUUCCUGAGUCUUCAUUCUGACCAGGCUGCUCUGAAGAAGCGCAGCGAGAGAGGCACCCCCGGCAGCGGCGAUGGAAGCUGAAGGGUCGUCUCCGCAGGGCCGGAUCUGCGGAGUUUGCGCAGGGCAGCUAGCGUGAGCAGUGCAGGGGGUUGAGGAGAAGAGGAAGAAGACGGGGCAGGGGUGGGGGAUGUCAUGCUAUGCUGGCAUGGAGAUGGCAGCGGUGACGGCUUGCCCUCGUCGCACGGCCGUUGAGAUCACCGAUUACUUGAGCUGAGCCCAGAGAAACUGAACUCACUUGGGGGAGCACACGGAGAGGCAUCGACAAGACACCAAAAAUGUACCUACCUCCUCUGGCAUGGUCUCGGCAACGGCUGCUCUGCACGCCUGCCGCUCCACUUUCUCACUGCUCUUAUGGUGCGUGAGGAUGAGUGGGAGGCAAGCUUUUGAGUGGUAUUAUAUAUAUUUUUUACAAUUCCCAGAAUGUAUAAAUAUUUAGCGAGUGGCCCAC